Molecule: messenger RNA, 1414 nt
Organism: Gekko japonicus
Lineage: Eukaryota; Metazoa; Chordata; Lepidosauria; Squamata; Gekkonidae
Gene: ZFYVE21
Product: zinc finger, FYVE domain containing 21
Exons: 8
Molecular function (GO): metal ion binding
Source: RefSeq, a predicted model, not a curated record
UUGGGCGCGUCGCCGUGCGGCCGUGGCGGCUGUGAGGUGAAAAUGUCGGGCCGAGAGGCCCGCGAGGGCAAGAAGUUGGUCCGCUCGCCCAGCGGGCUCCGGAUGGUGCCUGAGAGCCGGGCCGCGCGGAGCCCCUUCGAUCUGGAAGAGCCGCCGUGGGUGCCCGAUAAGGAGUGUCCCAGAUGCAUGCAGUGCACUACGAAGUUUGACUUCAUAACCAGAAAGCACCACUGCAGGAGAUGCGGGAAGUGCUUUUGCGACAAAUGCUGCAGCAAAAAAGUGCCUCUGCCCCGAAUGUGCUUUGUGGACCCCGUGCGCCAGUGUGCUGAAUGCUCUCUCGUUUCCCAGAAAGAGACGGAGUUCUAUGUCAAGCAGCUCAAAGUGCUCAUGAAUGGUGCUACAUUUUUUGUAACUCCAGGAACGACAGAAAAGUCAGAAACAAUGGUUUGUCGACUUUCCAACAACCAGAGGUAAGAAGCGUGCUCAGGAAUUAAGUGGCUGACUGUCCAGAUUCUUACGGAGGGAUUCACUCCUGGAGAAAAAGACAUUCACACUUACACCAGCCUGUGGGAAAGCGAACACAUUACGGAAGGAGGCAAUACUCGUGCUAUAGGUAUGCUCCUUCAGUACAAGGCGCCGGGGUCAGAGGAACUCAAACAGUUGAAAUUCACCGCUGGAGAAGACUUCAAUUCCAACAAGAAACUGUCAGCAACUUGGCUAGCAGCCAUGCACAAGGCGGCAAAACUUCUUUAUGAAUCUCGGGACCAAUAACUUCUGAUCUGAGGGGGAAAAGAUGAGCUCUCAGAAUAAACAUCUCACUUCCUGCUAGUUCACAUGGUAAUAAGUACUUGGUAAUAGAGGGAACCACCCUGCCCUGUUCUUACCCGCUAAAUGUGGUUCAUUAUGUGAGCACUGGCCAAUAACGAUGUAUUUGACCCAUAAGUAUUCACUUAUUUAGUGUGCAAUAUGUAUACAGUGCAUUAAUGCUUUAAAUAUAGCCUUGCCGACUUUAUAUUUUGUUAAAAUCGUGUCUGCACUUACUAUGUAUAACGGAAGUGUGACCUGCACUACUGCUUAAAUGUAUAGCACAACUUUUGUAGUACAGAUUAUGUAUAAUUCACUAUAAAAAGGAAACACUCAUGUUCGAUGCUCCCGAGAAUAGCUUUUCAGGUGUGUAGAUCUCAGGUUCUCCCCCCCCCCCAUCUAAAUGAUCUAUGAAAUCUGCCUUAGGUACCCUUUUAUAGAAGCCACUCUUUCUUGUGGUGGGGGAUUUGUAUCAUGAUAUUAAACACUGCUCUUGUAAAAAUAAGUCUACCAAAUGCCACAGAUUGUCCCUGUGAAAGCCAACCUUUUUGAAUGAAGCUUCCAGCAAGACUGUUUUGGUGUUUUUUUUGAAGUUUUAUAUUCAUGCUUU